UGAGUGACUGGCGAUUGCGUGUGUGUAGUGAGCUUCAUUUGACUUCUUUCUCGGUCGAGUUUUGGCAUACGAUAACUGCUCGCCAUAUCGCUGUUAUUGUAGAAAUAUCAUUGUUAACUUUAUUAUGCACGUAUAAUUUAGUAACUCAAUACAUCUAAGAAGUGGCCACGAUGGCGGUGCUUGCGGCCGCUCAGCUGCUGGAUGAGUUGAUGGGUAGACAUCGUAAUACAAAUCCCAACGAAAAAAUCAAGAAACCCAACUGGGAGGAUUCAGAGUACUGUAAAUACUACAUGGUGAAAUUCUGUCCACAUGAUUUGUUUGUAAAUACAAGAGCUGAUUUGGGAGCCUGUCCUAAGGUACACGAUGAUGAAGUCAAAGAUCUCUUUGAGAAGGCUGACUCUUCAUAUAAAAAGGCCCAAUAUGUGGAAGAGUUUUUACGUUUUUGUCGGCACAUGAUAAAUGAUGUUGAAAGAAAAAUACAAAAGGGGAAACAAAGAUUAGAAUUAAUGAAUUCAAAACCAGAAGGUCCGCCCAUGACUCAAGCUCAAACUGAGAAAAACCAAGAACAGGUACAACUGCUAUCAGAGAAAAUCACAGCAUUGGUCCAAGAGGCAGAGGAAGCAGGUACUCGUGGUGAUGUAGAACAAGCCCAAGGACUGAUGAAGCUGUGUGAUAGAUUAAAAGAAGAAAAGGAACAACUACUGAAGCAACAAGAAAAUAGCCACUGGUCCAUGACUGCUGAGCUGGCAGCUGCACAAGAAAAGCAAAUGGAAGUGUGUCCUGUAUGUGGAGCCUUCUUGAUUGUUGGUGAUGCACAACAGCGUAUAGAUGACCAUUUAUCUGGAAAACAACAUGUCGGCUAUUUCAAACUGCGACAAGCCUAUGAAGAGAUGAAUGAGGCGCGCGAAAAAGAACAACAAGAGAAAGAGAGGAAACGUCGGGACGACCGAGAUAAAGACCGUAAUUCUCGUAGCGGUGGCCUCGGCUCUGAUCGACGCGACAGGGAACGGAUGGAGCGUGACCGAGAACGGGAUCGGGACCGCGACCGGAGUGAACGAAGUGACCGCGGUGACCGCGAGCGCAGCGAUCGCGGCGAUCGCGGAGACCGUGGCGAUCGUGGUGAUCGUGAUAAGGAUAAGGAAAAAGAACGAGAGAAAGAAAAAGAUAAGGACAAGGAAAGAGAGCGGGAUCGCGAUAGGGAAAGGGAACGAGAGAAAGACAGGGACAGGGAGCGUCAUCGGUCGAGCCGUGAGAAGACGAACCGCCAUGAAGACCGGGACCGGGAGCGAGAGCGAGAGCGAGAGCGGGAGCGGGAGCGGGAUCGCGAUAAGGAGCGGGACCGUGACCGUGACCGCGACCGCGACCGCAAACAUCGCAAAGAGAGAAGAUCACCUCACGAGCGCUCGCGGCGACGUUCACGCGACCGCCACUAGUACAUGACUGAGGUAUCACAAAUGCGCCUGAAAUCGCUUAUAUGUAGCAUACCAAAAUAUAACUUCGGUAUAUGGCAAACAUAUGGGGAGUAAUGACACCCAUUGCACUCUCGAUUCGAUAGUUGUCGUCACACCGACGGACUUGGCAGGUAUUUGAUUGGUAUUUUGAAUAGUUGCCGAGAGCCAACAAUGGGAGAAGACUUAUUUGUUGAUCGCCAUACAAUACUCUAACAUCCGAUGUAACAGUUGGGUGUUAGAGUUGAGAGGCGAUCUUCCAAUAAGGUCUCUUCUGAUGAGCAGUUCGCCUCGCCGUCGUUUUGAGGUAUUCCUACAUGCUAUGUUUUGCCGUCGUCAUUUGUCGCCUGUCGACUGGUGCCGAUCGCACUUGCCAGGUAUUUGUUAGGCUAUGCGUUCUUCUGAUUAAGGCUUUUGAUGGGGAGUUUAUGUCUUUAGUAUUGAAAUGUUUCUGUGAUACCUUAGGUUAUAAUAAGACUAAUUGAUGAAAUAUUUUUUUACUGUCAUUGCAUUACCAUCACAUAUAAUGCCAUGUCACGAAGAUUUUAAAGGAGCUUAUACAUUGGUGCUCUUUGUAUCACGAUUAUGGAUGCUGUUAGCACAUCAUCUACUGUGUAUUUCCAGGUACCCAAAUAAUGUUAAGCGUGGUAUCAAGUUUUUUUAAGACUGUAAUUAUGUUUCGCACGUCAUUACGCAGAAAAUUAAAACUUGAUGUCAAGCGUUAAAUUAACCUGAACCCCAAUAUCUGAUCACAAAUGAUAUGCCAAUGAUUUUUUUUACUUUAAUUAAACAUUACUUGAAGUUAAUGUGUAAGCACUUUGUAGAUUCCUAUGUAUUUAAUUAUAUUCAUUGACAUGUCAGUUCCUCACUAUCCUGCUGCUAAGUACCCGUUACUAGCUUGCUCCAUGGACU
Messenger RNA from Trichoplusia ni (cabbage looper), 2360 nucleotides. Its product is annotated as luc7-like protein 3. The transcript has 9 exons. The coding region runs from base 171 to 1433 and encodes 420 amino acids. The record is from RefSeq and is a predicted model, not a curated record. Gene Ontology annotation, molecular function: mRNA binding. Gene Ontology annotation, cellular component: U1 snRNP; U2-type prespliceosome. NCBI's taxonomy places the organism in Eukaryota, Metazoa, Arthropoda, Insecta, Lepidoptera, Noctuidae. Gene Ontology annotation, biological process: mRNA splice site recognition.